Messenger RNA from Gossypium raimondii (Peruvian cotton), 2729 nucleotides. RefSeq names its product B3 domain-containing transcription factor VRN1. Gene Ontology annotation, molecular function: DNA binding. The transcript has 9 exons. The coding region runs from base 195 to 1748 and encodes 517 amino acids. The record is from RefSeq and is a predicted model, not a curated record. NCBI's taxonomy places the organism in Eukaryota, Viridiplantae, Streptophyta, Magnoliopsida, Malvales, Malvaceae.
CGAAAGCGGGGUGUUAACAUUUUGAAAUUUUAUGACCAACAAAAACCGAAAAUUUCAGCAUUGAACGGCAGGACUUGGUUUGAAUUUUGAAAAAUAUGGGACGACGACCAAAUCUCUGUACAAGGGAUCAGCUGAUGCAAGACCUAUGAUGUGAAUAGGAAGCAGAUGAGAAGCUUUAAAGGCUAUAUUGAGCCAUGAUUGAACAUACACUUCAACAGGCUUCCACCAUGUUUUCCUCCAAAACUCCCCAUUUUUUCAAAGGGAUUCCUAGAAAGUUUGUGAGAAAAUAUGGAAACCAACUGUCAAGCCCUGUUAAGCUUGAGUUGCCUAGUGGUGCAAUAUGGCAGGUGGAACUGGCAAAGACUGAUGAAAGGGUGAGGUUGCAAAACGGCUGGCGAGAAUUUGCAGAGCAUUACUCGCUUGAACUUGGGUCUUUUGUGGUCUUCAGAUAUGAAGGGAAUGAUCAUUUCCAUGUCCUAAUUUUUGAUAAAAGCGCUUUGGAGAUCGAAUAUCCCCACACUAGCACUGAAGGUAACGAUGGUGAUGAUCACGUGUCCAUUGAGCUUUGUGAUGAUGUUUCAGCCAGUAGGAAAAACAAAGAGAAACCAGAUUUGCCAUGUUCACUCCCUCAAAAGAAAAUGAGUACUGAUUCAAAGUUAAAGAAUUCAUCUUCACACAAUUGCCUUGAUGAACAAAGAGCUGCUGAUAUUGUAAGUUGGUCUUCCUCAAGAUUAGUGAGUAGGAAAAGUAAAGAGAAAUCACAUUUACCAUGUCCUCUGCCUCGGAAGAAAAUGAGAAUCGAUUCUUCUAAUCAACAUGACCAAAAUUCAAAGUUAGAGGUUUUAUCUUCUGGCACUAGCCCUGAUGCUCAAAGAAAUGUGAAAACUAAGGCUUUCAGUUGUGUGCAACGGCUGGCAGCCAAUGAAAAGGCGCACGCUGUUCAGAUAGCUAGUGCUUUUGAAAGUACUGAAAACCCAGUUUUUAUGACAGUCAUGCAACCAUCAUACGUUCGUGGUACAUGCAGAAUGUUUAUACCAUCGGACUUUGCUAGGAAAUUUUUGACAGUGCACAAGUCUAAUCUGACCUUGUGCAAUUCCACUGGGAAAACUUGGCAUGCCAAGUUAUACUAUCUAGCAAAUAAAAAACCAAACGCACACCUCUACGGUGGGUGGCGUGAAUUUGUGGAAGAUAAUCAUCUUAAUGUUGGUGACAUUUGUGUUUUCGAGCUAAUUAAGUACCCUGAAAUCUUAAUGAAAGCGCAAAUCUAUCCGGGUGUCAAAAAUGCAAGCAAGGCCCGCUGGCAACAAUCUCUCGGGAGCAUAGUUAGUCAAGUUAAAAACAGGAUCUUGGUCAGUGAUGCUGAACCCAAUUGUCAACAAAGUCCAUCCAGCUCCAGAGAAUCUAAAGACCUAACAGACUCGCACAUCAAAACCUUGGAUGACUCUCCACUAGACCAGAAAACAAAGAAGAAAUUGACACGCUUGAGUGUUCAGCCUUGUAAGAUGACGAGAACCAGUCUAAGUGGAAGCAUUCAGGCUAAGGGGAUUAAGCAUGAGAAAGGAAAGAGCUUGAAUUUCCAAUAUUCAACACAAGAACUUGGGGGUGGACUCAAAAAUUCUGCAAAAGGUGAUAGUGGAAGGAAGUCAGGUGCUCGGAGAUGUCUGAACCUGAUCCUGUAUACCAGAAACAAAGAGCUUGUACAGGGGGUGGUGCUUUUAGAACUUCAAACCCCUCUUUCAGUGUUGUGAUACACCCAUCACAUGUUCGUUCUUGUAGUACUGUGCAUAUACCGGAGGAAUUUGGCAAGAGAUAUUUGAAGAAAAGCGGAGAAAUGAUGCUGAGAGUUGCGGAUGGGAGGAGUUGGAAUGUUGAGUAUGAAAGAAGAGGAAGGAGUACAAGUAGAAAAGCAGUGUUUGAGGGUAAGAGUUGGGGACAAUUUGCGAUGGACAAUGAAUUCGAGGUGGGAGACGUUUGUGUGUUUGAGCUGAUGAAUGAAAAUGGAAACUUGUUGGAAGUUGUCAUUCAUCGCAAGCUUUUACUCAUCGAAAUUAAUUAAGUUGUCAAGUAUUUCAAUCCAAAUUGGAACUGUUUGAUGAUUUUGUGUAUUUAUUCAAUGGAAUUGAGAGUUGCGGAUGGGAGGAGUUGGAAAGUUGAGUAUGAAAGAAGAGGAAGGAGUAAAGGUAGAAAAGCAGUGGUUGGGGGUAAGAAUUGGGGGACAAUUUGCAAUAGACCAUGAAUUCGAGGUGGGAGAUGUUUGUGUGUUUGAGCUGAUGAAUGAAAAUGGAAACUUGUUGGAAGUUGUCACUUAUCGCAAGCUUUUACUCGUCGAAAUUAAUUAAGUUAUCAAGUAUUUCAAUCCAAAUUGGAAUUGUUUGAUGAUUUUGUGUAUUUAUUCAAUGGAACUGAGAGUUGCGGAUGGGAGGAGUUGGAAAGAUGAGUAUGAAAGAAGAGGAAGGAGUAAAGGUAGAAAAGCAGUGUUUGGGGGUAAGAGUUGGGGACAAUUUGCGAUGUACAUGAAUUCGAGGUGGGUGAUGUUUGUGUGUUUGAGCUGAUGAAUGAAAAUGUAAACUUGUUGGAAGUUGUCAUUCAUCGCAAGCUUUUACUCGUCGAAGUUAAUUAAGUUGUCAAGUAUUUCAAUCCAAAUUGGAAAUGUUUGAUGAUUUUGUGUAAUUAUUUCAAUGGAACUUUGUAUUAUUCAAGGAUGGAGAAUACAUUCCGGUUCAUUCAAA